Malaclemys terrapin pileata is the source of this 1088-nucleotide messenger RNA. RefSeq names its product MRT4 homolog, ribosome maturation factor (gene MRTO4). The coding region runs from base 82 to 807 and encodes 241 amino acids. The record is from RefSeq and is a predicted model, not a curated record. Gene Ontology annotation, biological process: ribosomal large subunit assembly; nuclear-transcribed mRNA catabolic process; ribosomal large subunit biogenesis. Gene Ontology annotation, molecular function: RNA binding. Gene Ontology annotation, cellular component: preribosome, large subunit precursor; nucleolus. The transcript has 8 exons. NCBI's taxonomy places the organism in Eukaryota, Metazoa, Chordata, Testudines, Emydidae.
CUCCAGGGGGUUCCUAUCCCGGCAGCCCUCGCGGCGCACGGGGUCCUUGGCGCGCUCAGCUGGGGCAGCAACGUGCGAGCCAUGCCUAAAUCCAAGCGGGACAAGAAGAUUUCCCUAACAAAAACCACAAAGAAAGGUUUAGAAGUCAAACAGAGUUUAAUAGAAGAGUUGCGGAAAUGUGUGGACACCUACAAAUACCUCUUUAUCUUCUCUGUUGCCAACAUGAGAAACAACAAGCUGAAGGAUAUCAGAAGUGCCUGGAAGCACAGCAGGAUUUUCUUUGGGAAAAACAAAGUUAUGAUGGUGGCACUGGGACGGGGGCCUGCUGAUGAGUACAAGGAGAACUUACACCAGGUCAGCAAACACCUAAGAGGUGAAGUCGGUCUCCUGUUCACCAAUCGUACCAAAGAAGAUGUGAACGAAUGGUUCUCUCAGUUCAAAGAGGUGGACUUUGCCCGUGCAGGUAACAAGGCAACAUUCACAGUGAGCCUGGACACAGGGCCCCUGGAGCAGUUUCCCCACUCAAUGGAGCCUCAAUUACGGCAGCUGGGAUUGCCAACGGCUUUGAAAAAAGGAGUCGUGACCCUGCUUUCCGAUUACGAAGUCUGCAAGGAAGGGGAUGUUCUGACCCCUGAACAGGCUCGUGUCUUGAAACUCUUUGGCUAUGAGAUGGCAGAGUUUAAAGUGACCAUCAAGUGCAUGUGGCAUUCUGAGACUGGAGACUUUCAGCAGUUGGUGAAAGAGACAGAAGAAACCUCAGAGAUGGAGGAAGAGGAGGACGAUGACGAUGAAGAAAAUGACAAUUAACUGAAAAACCCGCUAUAGGACAUUAGAGACAGUUCGUUCUAUUUCAAGAAUAGUCCACUGAAGCCCAUGGGUACUCUCCCUCAGGUGCAGCAGGACAAAGUUGAUCAACCCACAGACUUGCUAUUUAUCAAAGAUGAUGCAAAUGGUUUAUAUAUAAAAUUAAGUAGAAAUUUGGGAUUCCUGCCUGUGCCGCCUCUGACCGCCUCUUUAAGCAUCCCUGGGCUAGGAGGAAAUGUGCAGAACCUGAAAGCAGGCUAAAGUAAAACCCUUUCCACUCUGUG